Messenger RNA from Colletotrichum acutatum, 1086 nucleotides. Its product is annotated as ubiquitin-conjugating enzyme. The record is from RefSeq and is a predicted model, not a curated record. The coding region runs from base 97 to 810 and encodes 237 amino acids. Gene Ontology annotation, molecular function: protein binding. Lineage: Eukaryota; Fungi; Ascomycota; Sordariomycetes; Glomerellales; Glomerellaceae. The transcript has 3 exons.
UAUACGUCUCGAGUCCUCACCACUACCCACGCUACUGCUACCUUAAGAAUACAUACCCAUCGACAACUCCCAUCGAACCCGCAACAUACCUACACCAUGUCUGGCCCCAGUCCCAGGGAGAGACGGAUCGGAAAGGAGUUGAUGGACAUUCGAAACGACAAGGACAACUCUGGAGUGUUUGCUCAGCCGCUCGACGAGGCCAACUUAUUGCACCUGAAGGGCUCCUUUCCCGCACCACCCGAUACACCAUACGCCGGCGGCUUGUACGAAGUCGACAUUAAGAUUCCCGACAGCUACCCCUUCAAGUCUCCCACCAUCAAGUUUAUCACCAAGAUCUGGCACCCUAAUGUCAGCAGUCAAACUGGCGCCAUCUGUCUCGACACACUCGGCAGUGGCUGGUCUCCAGUGCAGACGAUAAAGACGGCACUGCUCUCCCUCCGUAUGCUGCUCGAGUUCCCGAACCCCAAGGACCCCCAAGACGCAGAGGUGGCCAAGAUGAUGCUGGAGAACCCCGAGGGCUUUGCGAAAAAGGCACACGAGUGGGCCGUUAAGUACGCUGGUGCACCAUCAAAGGAUUUUGACACAACAAAGUACAAGCAAGUUGCUUCUGAAGUAAAGGAAGAUGACGCCAACAGGUAUGCCGGCUACAACAAGGAUCUUAUUGAUCGCUUCGUCGGUAUGGGAUUCGAGCUCGAUGCUGUCGUUGAGGCCUUCACCUUUAUUGGAAUCGACCGCAAUGGUGGCAUGGACUAUGAGCUGGAGGAGGCAUACCUUGGUGACAUCACCGCCCACCUUCUUGGUGAGCAAUGAUUCGACUACCCGACAAAAGGCCGCUCGAUGGGCGAGCGAGGUUGAGGGCUACCGGGCCAUCACCUCGUUUGAUCCGAGGGCGAUAUGAGUACAAAGUCACGAACAUGGCAAAUCAUGAGACGACGAGCAGCAUUGCAUCAAGUUUGGAGUUGGUCUACAUCUAGAGUUGGGCAUUAGUGGAAUUUUGGCUUUCGUGGCGACAGGUUCGUUGACGUUGCGGUAGGGGAAAUUCGGAGUGAUCUGGGCUCAAAUAGCUCGGGAUACUGCCUUCGAAGA